UUGAAUAUUUGUUGAUGAUCUUAUGUUUAAACAUUAUCCCAUAGUAACUUGAACCGGUUUUGCAUUUUAGUCUCCAUAUUUUAAGCACAUGUUGCAUUUUUUUUGUAAAAAAUUUAAUUAUUGAUAAGAAAUUAUUGUUUGAGGAUAACUUAUGUUGGGAUAAAAACUCUACGGACUUCAUAAUAUUAACAUGUGCAUGUAGACUUCAAUGAAUUCUAGGACUUUGCAAAAACUUUGAACCUCUGAUAUAUUGUUUCCAUAGUAACAGAUAUGGAGGAUAGACAAUCGUCAUACUUCCCUACAUCAUCCACACCUCGACCAGAUCAUCAUUCAUCAAUGCGACAGCCAUCCGCCAUAGACACGUCAUCAAGAAUGGGUCAAAGGUCGAGACUCGAACACCAGGAAAGCGACCGAAUGUCUAGAACCGGACAACCAUCUGCAAUUCAUAGACAACGAAAAGAGCAAAAAAUAUUUGAAACUGAAAUUGAAAAUGAUGUAAUAGAUACUAAAAGGAUACAUAAAUCAACUUCUCUAAAGAAUACGUCUACAAAAACAGACGAGAACAAACCACAAGUGGACUUCAAGUUGACAAAAGACUUAAAGAAAGAGGUUGAUGUUCCAGAAAUUAAGAAGAAACAACUUACUUAUCCAAUACCUAAACCCCCACCAACAAGGAAAGCGGAGAUAUUUAAAAUGGAAACUGCUGUAGAAAUUGAUAAAAGAGUCAUAAACGUUGACGUUGAAUCAGCUCCUGACAUGAAAGCUUUAACUUUAUCAUUGACCGUAAGAUAUUACAAGGAUGUCGAUAAGGUGCGGGCAAUAUUUGCCUGGAUGUGUCUUCAGAAGUUGGAUCAACUCGAUUAUUCACGCUCGAUAAACGACAAAUCACCUCUUCAUCAUUUAAAAGAAGUGAAAGAUAAAAAAUCAUCCUAUCCUGAAUUGUUUGCAAUUAUGUGCAAGAAUGUUGAUAUUCCCUGUCAUGUUGUGUCAGGUGUUGCAAAACUAGAAAACCAUGAAAUAGGCGAAACAGAAAUCGACAAAAACAGAGUUACAUGGAAUACGGUUUAUUGUGCAGAUGGGUGGAGGAUUGUUUUCUUUCAAUGGGCGUUCGAUACCGUAUCAACGAAGAAGAGACAAACAGAGCAGCAACCAGUUCACAUAGAGAGCACACCACUCUCAAGUAAAACGGGGUCAUUUAAAGAACCCUAUCAAAACGGUGAAUCGUCGACCCCGAAACUCCCUGCGAUUUCUAACUCUUCAGUCACAUCAAGAUCCUCAAAGACAUUUGCGCAUACAGGCAACUAUAAUCACAGUGUUUUGAAAAAGUUUGAAAAAGAGUCCAUUUUGAAUGUGAAUGAAUAUUAUUUCUUGACUGACCCAGAGGAGUUUAUCUUUCGAUGUUUCCCUGAUGAAGACAUGUGGCAACUACUUGGAAAACCACAUUCAAUAGAAAAGUUUCUGAAACUUCCAGUUGUAUCACAAGCUUUUUUCGAACAUCAUUUAAAAAUUUCAAGUCGCUUAAACGGCAUUAGAAAAGCUAAACACGGAUCUUGCAUAAUAUCUAUCAAGCGGAUGGACUCUACACAUAUUUUUCUCGAUCAUAAAUUUGAAUUGAUUGCAUCAGAGACCCCAGAUGUUGCUGUUGAACUAAAUUUUAAGUUCUUGGUGGCAGUUGUUCAUGACGAAAGAAAAACACAUUUCCAUAUGCGUUUCCCAGUUGAAGGAAUGUAUGAUUUUAAAGUUUUUGGAGGAGCUAGUGAAAAUGAUUCAGAAUUCUUGUGUUCAUUCAAGGUGAAUUGUGAAGAACCAAAACUGCGAUUCGAGGCACUACCGUUAGUUCCGGAAAUAGGAUUUGGACCUUGUCGUGUGACAGAGCGUUUCGGCAUGAAACUGGUUUCAAAGGUUACAGGGCUAAUAACAAUACGUGGACCAGACACCAUUGAUAUUGAUUUCAAGGUGUAUAAAGAUAUCAAAGUCAUUGCGGAGUUGAUUCAUCACACAAUACCGUCUUCGGACCUCGAAGAAUAUAUUCCACUUAAACAACACAAUGACGAUUUAUUCAUUACUGUUGGUGUUCCAAGAAACGGAGAGUAUGUCCUAAAACUACAUGCAAAACAUAGACGUUCGAAUAAAGACUUCAUUAAUGUGUGCAAUUUCCUUUUGAUGUCAGAAGAUCCAAAGAAACCAAGAAAACCUUUUGAAAGUGCAGGAGAUUUGAUGAUUCGGCAACAGUUGAUGAAUACACUUAAGACAUCCAAGAAUCCCGAGGAUGUACAAAUGGCAAUCGACAAGUUAAAUAAGGAGGAUUUACCAGACGAUGGCUGGCUUACGAAAGCAUAUGAAAGGCUGGAAUAUCUGAAAUUAGCUAAGGCAUUGAGAAAUGGCAUCAAUCGUAAAAAUGCCGAUGUUCUGGAAAAGGCAAUACAAGAUGCAAGACAGUCAAGUCUGGCAGAUAAGUUGGAUAAUUAUAUAAGAGAGGGCGAGCAGAUGUUACAAGAGGCUGACAAAAAUUCCGUGUUUAUACUGGAAAUGAAAAGAACAACAAUAUCAGAGGUACAUCGCUACAAGAAACCAAAACCAGUCAUGUACGAUGUAAUGAAAGCAACGUAUAUCUUACUAGGAGAAAAGCCAGAAUCGUUGACGACAUGGGAUGAGAUUGUUUACCUGAUGAGAAUGACAAGCAGAAAAAGUCUCUUAUAUAAGGUCAAACAAUUUGAUAAAAACUACGUUGACCCUUCCACCGCUCAAGAAGUGGACAGACUCCUUAAAACUCACACAUUAGAGGAGGCAAAGGCAUCUAGCGCCGGUGUAGGCACUUUCUUCAUGUGGGCCAGUGAUAUAAUAGAGCCUUUGACAAAGGUAAAAAAAUCUACUCAACCGAAAAAAGAACAGACAAUCAAUGGAUAUAAAGAAGAGGACACACUACAGACUACAGAAAACAGCUAAAAUAGACGUUUAGAAGAUGCAUUAUAUCAUGCGAUAUCAAACAGGGUUUAAAAAAAUAUUUGUCUAUAAUCUAUUAUUUUAACGAGUCUAAAUCUAUUAAUAUUAUAUUCUGUGGGUUGAUGCAAAAAUGUCUUUAAAAACCUGUUGUCAUGCAAUUCAUAGAAAACUUUGUCUAAAGUUUGGUUACAACCGUCAAAGAAAACUUAUUAAACUUUGACGGUCUUUGUUGGUAUAGAAGAAGGACAACAUAUGACACCUGGUCAAGUCUUCGUGUUCCAAGUUUUCUUUAUCAAACUUUUAAGUGAGAAAGUUUGAUUUUAAAUAACACAGCAGAAGACAAACUUUUAGAGAAAGGCUGAAAAUCAAAUAUCUGUUCAUAAUUUGUAUUACUUUAUUUAAUUUAUAAAUACGUAUAUUGUAGGGAAUAUG
Messenger RNA from Mytilus trossulus (common blue mussel), 3375 nucleotides. RefSeq names its product lim and transglutaminase domain protein ltd-1-like. Bases 271 to 2946 code for a protein of 891 amino acids. The transcript is spliced from 10 exons. NCBI's taxonomy places the organism in Eukaryota, Metazoa, Mollusca, Bivalvia, Mytilida, Mytilidae. The record is from RefSeq and is a predicted model, not a curated record.